This is a messenger RNA of Saprolegnia diclina VS20, 1162 nucleotides long. RefSeq names its product TKL protein kinase. Gene Ontology annotation, molecular function: ATP binding; protein kinase activity. The transcript has 3 exons. NCBI's taxonomy places the organism in Eukaryota, Oomycota, Saprolegniomycetes, Saprolegniales, Saprolegniaceae. Gene Ontology annotation, biological process: protein phosphorylation. The record is from RefSeq and is a predicted model, not a curated record. Bases 27 to 1127 code for a protein of 366 amino acids.
AAAGUCCAACUUGCAGCAGCCGGAGAAUGCGACCAACCAUCAAGGUGCUCGUCGCGCUCUGCACGCUCUCGCUCGGGACGCUCGUGCUCCUGCACACGUCGCUCGUGCCCGAGCAUGGUGCUAUCACCACCCACUUCCUCCGCCGCCCACAUCGCCACAUUGCUGACGCGACACGGGCGUACGUCGGUCGGCUCCUGGCGCCGGCCCGGUACACGUCGGUUGCUACGGCUGGCUGCAACUUUGCCUCGACGGUCGCGGCCUUUGAUCCGUUCGAUCUGCCGCUGCAUUGUGGCAACAUGCACGAGCUCGAGACGCACGAGGUCCUCGGGAAGGGCUUUUGGCGCAGCGUCCUCAAGGCCACGUGGCAAGGCAAGCCCGUGGCCGUCAAGGUUGUGCACCAGAACCUCGCAUGGCGAAGCGGUAUCCUCGAGCGCCACGUGGAAGAGGCCGCCGUGCUCUACCAGCUCCGCGAUGCGCCCCACAUUGCGCACCUCGUCGGCUGGUGCAACACGACGAUUGUCGUCGAGUACUUUCCGCGCAACUUGGACGAAGUGCUGCACGACCCGACGACGCCUGCGUGGUCGAUGGCCGAGACGCUGUCGCUGGCGCGCGAUGCUGCGAUGGGCGUGGCAGAGCUCCAUGCGGCCGGCGCGGUUCACGUCGACCUCCAGCCGCGCCAGUUUUUGUACGAGGAAGCGUCGCAUCGCCUCGUGCUCAACGACUUUAAUCGGCUCCGGUACAACGGCCGCAACUCGUCGUCGUCGUCCAACGAGAUAUGCGAGUUUCACAUCCCGAUUGCGAAAGGCGUCUACCGCGCACCGGAAGAGUACCUCUUGCAACCGCUCAACGCCAAGGUCGACGUGUACAGCCUCGCACUCGUUUUCUGGUCGCUCGUCGCUCGGGAAGCGCCCUACAAGGCGUGGAGCCGCGACGAAGUCUACGCCAACGUGCCCGAGGGACUUCGCCCGGAGGUGGCGGUGCUAUCUCCAUACCCCCCCGCAAUGCAAAACCUCGUGCAAACGAUGUGGGCAACGGACCCGGAGGAGCGCCCGUCGGCCGCCGACGUCGCCACGCAAGUUGCGGCGAUCUUGGCUCAAGUCGAACGCGACCCGAUCGCAAUAUCUUGAGAUGCCAAUGUUCAUGCAACUCGUGAUUUUACAUA